UUAAUGCUGAUUUCAUUUGGAAACACAGAGCGCUGCAUUCAUUUCCAAAAUAUUUCAAACAAAAAUCAUUUCUCAAGCCUGAUACUUAAUCUGGAACCAAAGUUCUGUAUGCAGAGAAUUACAGCAGAUUCAGCAAUAGAGUCCACAGCAUUUCAAGGUGCUGCCUGCUGCAGAACAACAGAGUUCCUCUGUGUGAUGGUUAGGUCAGAGAGUUAAACCCUUUUUCUAGCACACAGACAUCUUCUGGUCUGGGAUUGGCCAUCCCUUACGUAAUGCACUGUAAAUGAUUUAUUGAUCUGUGAAUGUGGUAGACCCUCCGCAUCAGCGCCCAGGCAGAAUCAAUCCAGUGUCGGUGAUGUCAUCUCUCUGUGGACCUGGUGUGGGAUGGGGCUCUUGCACUGUGUGUCAGAGAUCCACAGAGCAGGCAGCCCAAAUGCAGCACCUGCCAUUUCUCUGGAUCAGCAGGGCUCAGCAGCACUCGCAUGUUUACUCACGCGGAUUGCAUUCUCAAGAGCUUUUAAAGGGGGAAACAGCAUCUUUAAUUAAUUUCAUUUAGGAAAUAGGAGUCGCCAUGCUUUGAAUCCACAGCCUUUUCUCUUUUCCACUUGUCCAUAAUGUCUGUCUCUACAGAGGAUGCCCAAUCCAAUCACACUCCAUUAAUUAGACAGCCAUGUGGACUUCACUGGAGCUCUGAUGUUCCUCAAUUACAGUCUUGGGCGGUGUGCUGUUGACAGGCACAUCCUAAAUUAAAUCUAUUUAUUCUUUUUCCCAUGCAAGUGGAAUAUAAAUCUACAGCAGUUUACUGUAUUCAGCUGCAUUACACAGUUAAUCUGGGCAGCCAAGAUUGUGAAGACAGUAAAGUAACUGGUUUCUUGAAAUGAGACCACACGCUUUAGGAAUGGAGGACCCUGGCACAAGACUUGAACCUCUCAAAUUAGCUUCCUUAACCAAAGAAAUUCUGUUGCACUUAUAAAUAAAAAAAACACGCUGUCUGCUAUAAAGAGCAUGGAUCUCUCGUGUUGAUAUUUAGUAAGCAGACGGAGUGCCCCUUUUUACACUAACUGUGCAAAGUUUCUAGAGGCUGAUUUGAAACUUAAACUAUCUGUCAGCCACGUCUGUUUCCCUUGCGGCAUAUACAUUUAUACAGACUGAGGCCCCAGUUGGUUUCAGUUGGCUGCUACAAAACCAUUUGAAAUGGACGUGGAGGAUAUCAGCCCGGCGUUGGAGGUCACUGAAGACUUCCUCCACUGUUUUGACUGCCCUGUAGAGAACGGACAGCAGCAGCAGCAGCAGCAUGAGAAUUACAGCAUACAGGAGGUGCCUGAGCUCGCUGGGCAGAAGGGCUUCAUGAGCAAGGCUGGGAAGACUCACGCAGUCGAGCUCCGAAACAGUUCCCUCCAGAGCAACGGCGGCACUUUCUGGGGCUUGCUGAGCAAGGAGCAGCUGAAUAAGGGCUGCGAUGCAGCCGCCAACAACCUGGAGUGGGCAGAGAAGAAAGAGGUGCCCUCCUUCAACAUCUUCAGCAUGUGUCAGGGCAGAAGGAGCAGGAGCAGGGCCCGUUCCACCAACGACCUGGCCAGCCAGGCCAAAGAAUCGGCAGCCUUCACACGUGGGCACAACCGCUCAAGGUCCGACGCAAAUUACAAGUCUGUCCCUGAUAACGGAGUCCCCUCCCUGGAGAGGAAUCUGGCUGCCGUCAGUGACCUGCAAAGGAAAGAAGCUUUUCCAAACAUUGUGAAGAAGGGAUACCUGGAGCAAAGGGAAGGUGUGGGCAGCCGCUGGAGCAGCUGUUACAUCGAGCUGUCCCCAUGUGAGCUGCGCAUCUAUAGCCUGGACAGCAGCGGGAACCAGCAGCUCUGCACCGCGUACUCCCUGUCCCACUGCCACAGCGUCGUGGCCACCAACAACCAGGAUGCCAAAAUAGUGGACGCCGUCUUCUUCAACAAUACCCGGCUCCAGCUUCGAGCCCAGUCCCAGUGGGAAGCUCUCGACUGGGAGCAGAGGCUUUUGGAACGAAUCUCAGCAGUGCGGCCAGCUCCACAGGAGGAUAAACCCACCACCCAGGCUCCCCGGCAGCUCAGCAGGCCCACGGCCCUACCCCUGUUCACACAGCACUGCCAGGAUGUCUUGAAGACCGGGGUGCUGUAUCAGCUGACGAACCAGAACAACUGGCAGGCCUUCACCUUUGUGCUGAGUAAGAGCCACCUUGUGGCCUUCCCCACGGAGGGGAGAGGGCCUGUGUCAGACCCCCUCUUCCGUUAUAACAUUGGGACCUGCGUGGCGGUGCAGCGGGACGUGAGCGGUGGCUGCGUCUCCCGGUUCCAGGUCAUCUUCCCUGAGGAGGGGCUGUGUCUCCGAGCGGAGAGCGAGAACAAGACCCUGGACUGGGCAGAAGCCAUCAGAGUGGCUGCAGCGUUGCAGAAGGCUUCUGGGCAGCCCUCUCAUGUCACCCUCCGGGGGAAGCCUGCCAAGAACCCACAGAGGAGCAAGAGGCAGUCUGUGACCACCAGCUUCCUAGGCAUCCUCACCACCCUCGCUGUGGAGAAGGGACUCACAGCCCAGAGCUUCAGGUGUGCAGGUUGCCAGAGACCCGUGGGGCUCUCUCGUGGAAGAGCCAAGGUGUGUUGCUACAGCGGCUUGUAUUACUGUCAGAGCUGCCACGAAGACGACGUCUUUCUCAUCCCUGCCAGGCUCGUCCACAACUGGGACACCAGAAAGCACAAGGUGUCCAAGCAGGCCAAGGAGUUCCUGGAGUUUGUGUUGGAGGAGCCCCUGAUCGAUAUCCAGCUGCAGAACCCCUGCCUGUAUGCUCACGUGGACUCGCUGGCGGCUGCCCUGCGCCUCAGACAGCAGCUCAAGUCCCUCCGAGCGUACCUGUUCAGCUGCAGGGCUGGCGUGGCUGAGGACCUUCGAAGGAGGAUUUUCCCUAGAGAAUACCUUCUUCAGCACAUCCACCUGUACUCUCUGUCUGAUCUGCAGCAGGUUAUCGAAGGCAAGCUGUCUCCUUUCCUCUCGAAGGUUAUCAAGUUCGCCAGCUCCCACGUCUACAGCUGCAGUCUGUGCAGCCAGAAAGGGUUCAUCUGUGAGAUCUGCCAAAAUGGACAAGUCAUUUACCCCUUCCAGGACACAGCUACCAAGCGCUGUGAGGGCUGCGGAGCUGUCUUCCACGCCGAGUGCCGCUCAAAGGCUCAGCCCUGCCCCCGGUGUGUGCGCAGGGAAAUGCACAAGAAGCCCCGCUCCUUCUGGAGGAAGCUGAACCUGGACGAGAGCGCAGAGGACUCCUGGAACUUCUUCGAGAUGCCUUUCCAGAGUACCUGAGGAGAGGGCCCUGCGCGAGACGGGCCCCCGCAGCGAGCAAGCGAGCGACGGAGGGACCCGCCUCCAAGCCCCCAAUUCUACAAGGGAAUGUUAGGGAAUAUCAUGUUUGAAAUGUAGCUGUACAUUCCCGAACAGACAUGAAUCUAAAAAAUUCAAAGUGACCCAGAAUCACAGAAAAGGAAGCCAUUUUAGGUUAGCAGGAUACAUUCUUCUAUCAUUUAAGUGCUUUAUAGUUUCCACUGUGACAAAUGAGCAGAGUUUAAUAAAAGGAGUACUGCAAGUCUGACGCAGAGUGAACCUUCACUCUGAAAAGGUACAAUGCAGAAGAAUAACUGUCAGCAAUGUGUAACAUGACUACCAUGCUGGGUAGCUACCUUUGUAGACCUCUGGGAACAGCGAGUCAAAACCUGCUCAAAUUCACUAUUUUGUCACAUUGCUGAUGGUUUACUUCUAGAACAACCAAUAGCCAGUGCUGAAGCCCUGCCAGCCUUGUUAAUAAACAUGGCGUCUCUGUUAGCCUGGUCCCUAGUAGCAGCCUCCACAUGGAGUGAGAUACAUUGCCUUUCCUCCCCUUUGUGGGCCACCAUGUCCUGUACCCAAUACCAAACAUAAAAUGUUCUUGACCCAUAGUGUAUGUGGAGAGAAUCUUUGUGGUAUGGAACUUGUUUCAGGCCACUCCACGGUACACCAGGGGACAUGGGGUUUGAAACAGCAAAGUUGCCUCAUACUAGGCCUCCUGGUCUCCUAGAACCAGGUUUCAGGCCUUGAUUGGUAUUGCAUUGCACCACCAACAAUAUUCCUGUUUACUUUGUAUCCCUUUGCAAAGUGGCUCUGAAGUCUUUAACUGCUCUGCUUCGUGUCUGAUCUGCACAUAAACUCAAUUUCAGGAUGGCUUUGUGACAGCUCUUGGUAGUGGGUUUCCAUCGAACUUGAAACUGUGGUGGUGUUUGUUCUUUGAUUGGAUCUCAAGUAUGAGGAGGUGCAUUAGGGGAGGAGAGCUAGUGUGUGUUGAAUGGAAAUUGGUGCAGUAGUUGUAAAAAUGACAUAAGAGCAAACGGGUUGGGUGAUCGGCAAGAUUACAUUAUCACUCGACAGCGGUAAAACUAACUCCUCCUCCACAGGGAAAUGUAUGUGUAAGAAAUGAACAGCAGUGUGCUCUAACAAAUGAACAGCAGUGUGCUCUAGCAAAUGGACAGCAGUGUGCUCUAGCAAAUGGACAGCAGUGUGCUCUAGCAAAUGAACAGCAGUGUGCUCUAGCAAAUGAACAGCAGUGUCCUCUAGCAGUUUCACCUCCUCACUGGAGCCAUAAAGGCAGGAGCAAUGCAAAUAGGUUAACUUUGUCUGUACCUGGCAAACCUCGAUGUAAAACAACCCGGUCAACAGGCAGUCCUCACCAGAACAGAUAUGUUGUAUUAUAAUAGAGAUUAAAAGAUAUAAAAGAUUUUUUGAAUUACUUGAAAACUGAGGCAAUAAUGAACUGCAUUACGUUUACAGUAUAUUUUAUGCUUUGAAAGUGUGGCUUUUUUGUUAAUUUUGACAACAAAGUGUUAACUUUUCCCUAUGCAACCAGAUUGUCCUUGCUUGUGUUCAUUAACCCAGGAGUCUGAUUCGUACAGGUGCCUUUCCAGCACUCCAGGUCUGCUUUUUUCCCUUGUUUUGUUUGAAAAUUGAAAAAAUGAAAAUUGUCUCGUGUGAAUAACCUUUCUCUUCCUUUACUUCCAUGUUUGACCAACAGGACAGGCUAUUAUUUUAAAUUGACUAUUAAAUUGCCAUUAUGUGAUGAGACGCCAGUGAUGGAAAUAAGACUCUAGCAAUGUGAUCCAUUCCUGGUUUUACUAUGAGUUUAAUAAGACACACCUGAGCUUGUUACCUAUACACUGUGGUUAAUCAAGCUUGUAUUAAAACCUGCAAUGGGUGAAACUGCUUUGCAAUAGGGGGUCUUAUUUCCAUCACUGGAAACUUGUAUUGUUUUGUCUGUUUGUGAUUCUUUCAUGUUACUGUUCUGUUGCCACUAAAAGUUACUAUUAAUCAAAGCUUACUACUCAGAGGUUAAGGAUCUGUUGUAAACCAUUAAUAAUGCAUCCAUAAAUGUAUUCUAGAGCAGUGCUUCCCAACACUGGUCCUGGGACCCCCUGUGGCUGCUGAUUUUCAUUCCAACUGAGCUCUCUGUUACUUAACAAGACCCUUAAUUGAACUGAUCAUUUGCUUAAUUAGACCUUUUAAAAUGUUUUCAGCUGUUAAACAUUUGCAGAGUUCAAGUAAAAUGUUAUAGCUAACUUGAAUUCUGCAAUUGUUUAAGAGCUGAAAACAAUUAAAAAGGCCUAAUUAAGCAAAUCAUUAGUUCAAUUAAGGUUAAGUAAUUGAGAGCUCAGUUGGAAUGAAAACCAGCAGACACAGUGUUGAGAACCCCUGCUCUAGAGGAUACGCAACAUCAUUAGACGCUUGUGUUUUAGAGCUGCACAAACCCAUUAUUCAGAUUGCACUCUCCACAGAGGAGGGUCAUUGGUGUUGACUGGGCUAAUUUACCAUUCCAAGUUAAACAAGUGGGUUGCUGUUCUUCACAGUUUAAGAAAAGCAGCCGUCAUCACAAACCCAAGCAGCUGAUUGCUGCUGUUCUGAAGAGAGCAGCCGUCAUCACAAACCCAAGCAGCUGAUUGCUGCUGUUCUGAAGAGAGCAGCCGUCAUCACAAACCCAAGCAGCUGAUUGCUGCUGUUCUGAAGAGAGCAGCCGUCAUCACAAACCCAAGCAGCUGAUUGCUGCUGUUCUGAAGAGAGCAGCCGUCAUCACAAACCCAAGCAGCUGAUUGCUGCUGUUCUAAAGAGAGCAGCCGUCAUCACAAACCCAAGCAGCUGAUUGCUGCUGUUCUGAAGAGAGCAGCCGUCAUCACAAACCCAAGCAGCUGAUUGCUGCUGUUCUGAAGAGAGCAGCCGUCAUCACAAACCCAAGCAGCUGAUUGCUGCUGUUCUGAAGAGAGCAGCCGUCAUCACAAACCCAAGCAGCUGAUUGCUGCUGUUCUGAAGAGAGCAGCCGUCAUCACAAACCCAAGCAGCUGAUUGCUGCUGUUCUGAAGAGAGCAGCCGUCAUCACAAACCCAAGCAGCUGAUUGCUGCUGUUCUGAAGAGAGCAGCCGUCAUCACAAACCCAAGCAGCUGAUUGCUGCUGUUCUGAAGAGAGCAGCCGUCAUCACAAACCCAAGCAGCUGAUUGCUGCUGUUCUGAAGAGAGCAGCCGUCAUCACAAACCCAAGCAGCUGCUUCGUCACCUGAAUGGUAAAUUAGCUGGAUCGACACCAAUGUUCCUCAGCUGUGGGGAGCCCGAUCUGGACAAUCGAAUCAUUGUUUCGUGCAGCACUGAUGUGUUUAUUACCAGAUUGUUAGACCUGGGUUGAUUUUAGUGAUCCGUAAUUGAACAUUUUGAGUGGUUUCACCCUGGUUUUGUAACAUUGCCUUUUUGUUUUUGUUUCAUAAAAACGGUGCAAAUUGCACGUGGAGUAAACAAGAGACUAUUGUACAGUAAGAAAGGGGAAGCGGGUCACUGGUUUCAAUAAGUGUCAUAAAGCAAGCUGUAAUACAAUAAUGAGGGUUCUUACUGUAAAUCACAGGUACUAAAACUGCUUUCAUUGCUUAAAAAGAUUACGUGCACUAAGAGGCGACACGUUUUGUUGUGGAUAAAUAAUCUGUAAAUAAUGCUGGGGGGUGGGGUGAGUUACGUUUCUACAAAAGCCAGCGAUUUUCUUAUUUUAGCUAGGUGUGCUCUUACUAUUUAGCAAUACUUUGCCCUUCUGCCUUUGCCUUUUUGAUGUGAAAUACCUGUUUUACUGACUGGGAACAAGAGGGUUCAGUUCAGCUGGUGUUUGCUUUUUGUGGUGGCCUAACGAGUAUGAUUGCCUACAGCAGAAAGCCCAGAGAACGAUCUUUCCUUCUGUUCCACAGAGAGGUAUAAACAUUCCUCUCAAUUCAUCCGGAUGGAGGGAGCCAGUCUCCUGUCAAACGACAGAAUGUUGCAGGGGUUGGUUGGGAGGUAUUGCUGAUCAACAUUUUGACACUGUUUCUAAAGGGUCACAUGGAGGGCUCUGCAAGAGGGGUGUGAGGUUAGUAAGUUAGCUAGCUAGUUAGUUAGUUAGAGAACACAGCAUUUAAAUGAAUAAACCUGUGCCAAUAUGAGUAUGUAAUGACAGGCCAAGGAGUCUUUCUAAAGCUGAGGGAACACAAAGCCACUUUGUGACUUAGAACUUAGUUUUAGGAGACUAGGUUUCACGCCACUGCUUGGCACACCAGGGGAGACUUGGGGUUUGAUACAGCAAACCUACCUCAGGCUAGGUCCCCCGGUCUCCUAGAACCAGGUUUCAAGCCACUGAUCCUGAAAAAGUGGCAUUGUGUUCCCUCAGCUUUAGACAAUGUCCUUAGACCCUGGGCUUAUUUGAACAUCGCUGCAAAACCAGGCGUGGCCCAUCGCUCCUUCUGAAUACUUUGGCACCUCUGAAGGUAGAACAGUACAGGAUUCUAUGGUGAAGUAAAACAAGUUUACAUUGUGAAUAAGGAAUAUAGUCAAGUACCUGUUUCCCGUGUUUACUGUUCGAAGGUAGGAAUAGCAGGGACUCUUCCACAGCUGACUCUUUUCAUGCAUGUUAACGAGUGGUAGCUAGAAUCAGGAUUAGUGUAGUGGAAGUUUAACCAGGAUCACUUAGAAAGAAAGGAUUUUCAGGGAUUAAUAACAUUAGUGUCAAUGUCUACAGUAGGAUGUGACGUUGCAGAGUCGAGGUAAAGGAUUUAACACACAAGGCCAAGGUGUUUAAAAAGGGACAUUUCAAAGACAUUAACUUCUACACGGUGGUAUCAGCUAAACUAAUAAGAGUACCACCAACUCUAAAUAAUGAGUUCAUUUUGUGAUCUUGUGAAGGCAUGUAAAUAUAAGCAGACCAUUGCAUUCAUUUUAAUAUUUCAUAUUUAUUUAGUUUUAUUUUUGGCAGCUAUUCUAGCAAUGCUUUCCUCAUGUCUGUGUGAAUACGUGGCUUUGUGUUUUAUUAUUUGUUAACAAUGUGUAGCAGCUGCUCUCUUAUGCAAGUAACAGGACUGUGUUUAAAUCCCUUUCUAUGCCAAUGAUACAAAUAAAAAAAAUCAUGUUUAACACUAAA
Molecule: messenger RNA, 8452 nt
Organism: Acipenser ruthenus (sterlet)
Lineage: Eukaryota; Metazoa; Chordata; Actinopteri; Acipenseriformes; Acipenseridae
Product: pleckstrin homology domain-containing family M member 3-like
Exons: 8
Coding region: 1195-3318 (707 amino acids)
Source: RefSeq, a predicted model, not a curated record